AUGGUUGGCCACGUUGCCAUGUCUGUUGUUGUUCUCGAGGUUGAUUGUACUGCUGAUGAGAUUGCCAUGUCUGUUGCUGGUCCCGAGGUUGAUUGUACUGCUGAUGAGACUGCCAUGUCUGUUGCUGGUCCCGGGGUUGAUUAUACUGCUGAUGAGAUUGCUGCGGAGCAGGUGCAAAUUAUCUGUGGAAAAGUCCGGAUAGCUUAUAAAGUCGAAGAGAUUUCCGAGACAAAUGCAAAACCCACGAGGAAUGACGAACAAAAUAAGAGAGAUUUGUUAAAGAAGAUGUUCUUUUAA
Messenger RNA from Strongylus vulgaris, 297 nucleotides. Lineage: Eukaryota; Metazoa; Nematoda; Chromadorea; Rhabditida; Strongylidae. The record is from the annotation of a GenBank genome assembly.